CUCGUCGGUCUCCUAGCACUGAGGCCAGCUGCUCUAGUGUUCCGCGCCUUGCCGGAGUUGGGCGCUUCCGGCUGCAAGCCGAGGGGCUGCUCUCUUCUUACACCGCUAGCCUGGGUCCAGAGUCUCAGAUAUGGACCUGCUUCAGUCCUUGGCAGUCUUCUUUGUCCUGCUGUUGCCUGGCACAGAAGUCACAGGCACCCUGAAGAGCCCUCUGGACCCCAGCCUCAAAAUUUACAAGAAGAUGUUUGAGGUGAAGCGUCGAGAGCAGCUGUUGGCGCUGAAGAAUCUGGCACAGCUGAACGACAUUCACCAGCAGUACAAGAUCCUCGAUGUCAUGCUUAAGGGACUCUUUAAGGUGCUGGAGGACUCCCGGACAGUGCUCAUUGCUGCCGAUGUGCUUCCAGACGGGCCCCUCCCCCAGGACGAGAAGCUGAAGGAUGCUUUCUCCCACGUGGUGGAGAACACAGCCUUCUUUGGUGAUGUGGUGCUGCGCUUCCCGAAGAUUGUACACCACUACUUUGACCAUAAUUCCAACUGGAACCUGCUCAUUCGCUGGGGCAUCAGCUUCUGCAAUCAGACAGGUGUCUUUGACCAGGGGCCCCACUCACCCAUCCUCAACCUGAUGGCCCAGGAGCUGGGGAUCAGUGAGAAGGAUUCUGACUUCCAGAACCCAUUUACAAUAGACCGGACCGAGUUUAUUCCUAGCACUGACCCUUUCCAGAAGGCUUUGAGGGAAGAAGAAAAACGCCGGAAGAAGGAGGAGAAGCGGAAAGAGAUCCGGAAAGGCCCAAGAAUUUCAAGAUCCCAGUCUGAGUUGUAGCCCUGGACCAGCCUGGGGCCUGAGGGAUCAGCAAGUGGCCAGUGAGAAAAGGCUGCAAUGUGUCCGUGGUGUGGCACCAUCAGGCACCUCGAUGAGCACCAGCAACUUCCAGAUGGAGGGAGCCUACAUUUGCUGCAUCCUCAGAAGCCAGGUUUGAGCCCUGGCCAAAAAGACUGAGCUUCCAGGAUCUUACAGCACACUAAGGAUGCCUAGAGAGGACACUGUUCCACAGACAGGAUCAUGCAGGGAAGCUGCUGGAGGAGGCUGGCUGAAGAAACUCCUGGCUUGGAUCCCCUUGGUGAGGGCAGGCUGCAGGCCAGAUGCUGCUCUUCGUAAGGAAGCAGCAGAACCAGGCUCUGAGUUACAAGUGAAGGCGCUGUGCUUGCAGCCAACCUAUGUCACUGGGCUGCCUGCCUGUCAGGGGUCCAGCUCUUUGCAGAGCAAUACUAAAAGCUAGCAAAUCCACUGGCCUCCCCAAGGCUGGUGAGAGAACUAUUAGGGCAGCAGACACUUCUGGAGAUGUUGGGACCAGCAUGGAGUACAUUUCUACCUCAUCGAGAGGGGAAGU
Rattus rattus (black rat) is the source of this 1388-nucleotide messenger RNA. RefSeq names its product coiled-coil domain containing 134 (gene Ccdc134). The record is from RefSeq and is a predicted model, not a curated record. NCBI's taxonomy places the organism in Eukaryota, Metazoa, Chordata, Mammalia, Rodentia, Muridae. Bases 131 to 820 code for a protein of 229 amino acids. The transcript is spliced from 7 exons.